UGUGCCACGGUUAACAACGGCUCCGUAAAAAAUUGCAAACAAAAAGUCAAAAAGUGCGUUUAUAUCAAUACAAAACAUUUAUUUACGGAUAAAAAGUGCUUAAACAACUGGUGAAAUAAUAGAAGUUGAAAAAUAAAUAUCUGAACACUUAUAAUUUUUGAAACAAACAAAGUGUGAACCAACUACCAAUAUUACGUUCCUGUGGCCUUUUUCGCGAUUAUCGAGCUGCGCCAACUGAAACUGGUAUCGUAUUCAUAGUGAAGAAGUGAAACAAAACAAAUCAGUGCAAAUUUGGUGAAAAUUAAAGUUUUAGAAUAAAACAUAACCUUAAAUUGAUGAUUUGCAAAUUAACGACUACUUACUCAAAACAAUAUUAUGAGGCGCCAUCUAGUAAGCAAGCGGCGCUCUAUGGUAUCGAUAAAUCACUAACAGCUGAGGCAAAACGAUAUUGCUUUAAGUGCUAAGUAAUACCAACACACGCCAGUAGAUGACACUUUAUACACCAAAUAUAAAAGCUAAUAAUUCCAAAGCGUAUCACUAGAGGGCAAUAUCAUACUAUAUCAAACUGCGAACCAUAAAACAUGGAGGAAAUACUAAAUGCGCUUAACAAAAUAACAAAAGAACUGGACAUGCAGAGACAUGAAAUUCGUGAAACAGGAAAAAAUGUGACGGAAAAAGUUACACAAAAUAUUAAUCAAAUGUUGGAAGAAAAAUUUUUAAUAUUGGAGGAAAAACACGAAAAACUUAAGGAAAUCGUGGAAAAUCAGGAAAAACGACUCUACUAUCUGGAAAAACAGGCUAGAAAACGAAAUUUAGUGAUUUUUGGUAUAGAAGAGACUGAAACAUCAUAUGAAAACCUGGAAACGAAUAUUAUGAAAUGGAUAGAUCAAUAUUUUGCUCUCAAGCUCACGUACAGUGACAACCAGGAAGUAAAAAGAGUAGGAAAGAAGGAGAAAAGACCACGCCCAGUAAUAGUUACUUUCUUAACACUCGGCAUGAAAAUCAAAGUUUUAAAGCAAAAAAGAGCACUGCAAGAAACACAAUACUAUAUUAAAGAGGAUUAUCCAAAAUAUGUACUGGAAAAAAGAAAGGAACUACAAGAGCAACUGCAGUUGGAAAGAGAACAGGGAAAUAGAGCCCGAAUUAAGUAUGAUAAACUAAUUAUUUCAAAAAACUUCACUAAACGAAAACUACCUAUUUCACCAGAAAAUGUCACAGCAUCAAAUAUAGAGACAAAUACACAAACAAAUAAAAAGAACAAAAUACAACAACGGAGCACAUCAGUAAAAAGGUCAAACAGCAUCUCAGAGGGUGUCAUAAAACCGGGUAUACUAAAUUUCUUAGUGAAUAAAGAUACAACCAACAUAACCAGAAAUCAAGAAAAUAAUUUGUAGCAGAAAAUCCCCUCCUCCAGCAAAGAUGUGACAAACAAACGUACUAAAGCAAAAAACAUAUAUUAUCCUCCAACCCGACUGGCCCUCGUGGAGGAUUAUGGCCAAAACCCUUCAAACGAAACCAAACUAUUAAAAAGCGAGAAGAACAAAUGUCAUCAAAUUCAGAUUGCAACAUAUAAUGUCAGAACUCUAUCCUCAUACGAGCGCUUAUUAGAAUUAGAAGAAGCAAUAAAAAUAAUUAAAUAUGACGUUAUAGGACUUUC
Pararge aegeria (speckled wood butterfly) is the source of this 1657-nucleotide messenger RNA. RefSeq lists its product as uncharacterized. The record is from RefSeq and is a predicted model, not a curated record. The transcript has a single exon. NCBI's taxonomy places the organism in Eukaryota, Metazoa, Arthropoda, Insecta, Lepidoptera, Nymphalidae. The coding region runs from base 582 to 1394 and encodes 270 amino acids.